AAGACAGAGACAUGACGUCAUGACGUCGCCCUCAGUUUGUUUACUGUGUGAGCGUGGAGGGGCGCUAAUGUCACGGAUCCUUGACACUGUAAACACGCUCAAUGUCUUCAUCCUCCGCAUGAGAAACAGUUGCAACAUUCGCUGGUGAUCCGCGAAUAUAUAGGCCGUGACAACAGCUCAUGUUGAACGGACUCGAAAAAAUACUUAGUGCUGUUUUGUUUUCGUCGCUGGAGCCAAAACUCCGAUAUCAAAACAUGGAGCUGCUGUUCUAACCAACGGUGCUAAUGUUAGCACGGCUAGCUAACUGCUCACCAGGCUUUCGGAUGAAGAGCAAAUGAGUAUCGUUCUCAUUUUGUUGUCUUAAAACUGGUGUUGCAUAGCUGGCAGUUUCGUUUGGGAUGUGAGUAGGGCGUAGAGGGAAUAUUUAGCUAAGGUAAACACCCCGCUGUCUCUUUAGCUCAUCAACUAGCAGCUGUUCUUAUUGUUGCUGGAAGUGGCACAGUUAAGAUAGCCGUCUUACUGUUGCUGAAUGGGCUGGGGUUGUUAUUAGUAUUGCCGCACAGGCUAGAAUUAGGUAUCACUUCCACAUUAGGAAGACGUUGUCAGACAAAAUGGUGUUAAGAAGUUGCUGGAAGUCUCGACAUAAAAACAGCUCUGGAUCCGCUUCUUGCUGGAUACGACCACCAGCGGCGGCCCUGCUCUGGCUCUGUGUGACCCAGUUUGUUUGCGGCAGUGGGGCGGUGGGGGAGACCAAAAAUGUGGUCCAGAAAGACGCAGAGUUUGAUGUCACCUAUAAUGACACAGUUACAAGUGAAAACCAGACCAUCUAUGCUUUCAAUCACACUAUCUCCAGGAAUAAGACGGAGGGAGUGCGUGUGUCUGUGGAUGUGUUGUCACAAGGUUUGGAGAGUCCCAUCCUGUUUGUGAUACGACAGAAGCAAGCUGUGCUGUCUUUUCAAGUCCCUCUCAUUUUAAGAGGCCUCUACCAGAGGAAAUACCCUUACAGUCAUGUGGGCCGCACAUUGUGCCAGCCUCCAACCCGGGCCGCCUCUGAGACCCAGUUCUUUUUUGUGGACGUGUCUACGCUGUCCAGCCAGGGUACAAACUACCAGCUCAGGGUCAGCCGUGUUGAGAGCUUCACCCUGCAGACGGACAAGAAAUUCACCUUCACCGCGUCACCAUCCCAACCUCAGUACUUCAAGUACAUCUUCCCAGACGGGGUGGACACUGUGAUCGUCAAGGUCAACUCAGACAUGACCUUUCCCUGCUCCGUUAUGUCCAUCCAGGACAUCCAGUGCCCUGUCUAUGACCUCGACAACAAUGUGGCCUUCAUUGGGAUGUACCAGACUAUGACCAAAAAAGGCGCGAUUACUGUGCAGAGAAAAGAUUUUCCCAGCAACAGUUUCUAUGUGGUAGUCGUGGUGAAAACAGAGGAUGAGGCGUGCGGAGGGCCACUUCGCUUCUACCCUCUCCGUCCUGAUGAGCUGAUCGACGCCGGAAAUCGCAGCAAGGUCCUUGAUGUGGUAGUCAGCCCUGCCAUCAACUCGGAGGUGUAUGUGAUGGGUAUGCUGUUCUGUCUGGGUAUCUUCCUCUCCUUCUAUCUGCUCACCUUGCUCAUGGCCUGUCUGGAGAACAAGCGAAUGAAGAAGAGAGAGGUGUUUCAGAUUCCCGCUGACAUGUCGCCUGCUGAGACAGCCUCUCUGCUUGGGAAGAACGGAGAUGGCAAAACUCCAGCCUCACCGUAUGAAUAUGGUUCAUUUGCCGACAAUGGCAGCACACUCAGUUCAGAGGCCAUCACUGACAGCGCCACAUCAACUGACAACAACUAUGGAUACAUGGAGCGAUCGUUGGAAAGUGUUGGACGAAGCAGGCACGAGUCUCUGAGCUCCGUGGAGGAGGACGACUACGACACGUUGGACGACAUCGACUCAGACAAAAACAUCGUCCGCACCAAGAAAUACCUUUGUGUGUCUGACCUAUCCCGCAAAGACAAGAGGAUCCUCAGCAAGAAAUACCAAAUCUACUUCUGGAACAUUGCUACUAUCGCGGUGUUCUACGCGCUGCCAGUCGUCCAGCUGGUCAUCACCUAUCAGACGGUGGUUAAUGUCACAGGAAACCAGGACAUCUGCUUCUACAACUUCCUGUGUGCUCACCCUCUGGGAGCUCUGAGUGCGUUCAACAACAUCCUCAGUAACCUCGGUUACGUGCUGCUGGGACUCCUCUUCCUCCUCAUCGUCCUCAAAAGAGACAUCGUCCACAAUCGAGCCCUGGUCCGCAACGACCUCAACGCCCUGGAAUGUGGCAUACCAAAGCACUUUGGUCUGUAUUAUGCCAUGGGAACUGCUCUGAUGAUGGAGGGCUUGCUCAGUGCCUGCUACCACGUCUGUCCCAACUACACCAACUUCCAGUUUGACACUUCCUUCAUGUACAUGAUCGCCGGACUCUGUAUGUUGAAGUUAUAUCAGAAGAGACACCCAGACAUCAACGCAAGUGCUUACACUGCCUAUGCCUGCCUGGCUGGGGUCAUCUUCUUUUCUGUGCUUGGGGUGGUAUUUGGGAAAGGAAACACAGUGUUCUGGAUCGUUUUCUCUGUGAUCCACAUUCUGGCAACUUUGCUUCUCAGCAUACAGCUCUACUACAUGGGCCGGUGGAGGCUGGACUCCGGGAUCCUGCGCAGGAUGAUAUACAUCGUCUACACAGACAGCAUCAGACAGUGCAGUGGACCCAUGUACAUUGACCGUAUGGUUCUGCUCGUAAUGGGGAACAUAGUCAACUGGUCUCUAGCUGCUUACGGCCUCAUAGAGAAACCCAACGACUUCGCCUCCUACCUGCUGGCCAUCGCCAUCUGCAACCUGCUGCUCUACUUUGCCUUUUACAUCAUCAUGAAGCUGCGGAGCGGUGAGAGAAUCCAGUGUCUGGCUUUGGUCUGUGUUCUGUUCACAGCUGUGGUGUGGGGCUUCGCACUGUAUUUCUUCUUCCAGGGUCUCAGCACCUGGCAGAAAACUCCAGCUGAGUCUCGUGAACACAACAGGGACUGUAUCCUGCUUUCAUUCUUCGAUGACCACGACAUUUGGCACUUCCUCUCCUCCAUCGCCAUGUUUGGAUCUUUCCUGGUCCUGCUGACCAUGGACGAUGACCUCGACACCGUCCAGAGAGACAAGAUCUUCGCCUUUUAGACAUGUCGCAUCUUCUAUGAUGAGCUCAGCUCUUCCUCUCUGCCUUAUCGCCCUCGUCUCUCUAUCUGUUAGCAUCUCCUUUGUGUUUUUAACAAAAACACAGCCAGUAGCCUGUAUUUGUUCCCGGGCUGCACCGCGGGCACCUCUCUGCCAGCAGCAGCAGCCAGUCAGCCAGUCAGGGCGGGGCAGUGGCCCCUCCCUCCACCUGUAUGGACACAAAUGUGCCAAUGAAGAGCCUGGAUCGACGUUGAGUGAUGCUGAAGUGUUUUGUCCUCUUGCUGCCAUCAUCAAUAUAACUGUUGUAAUCGAUGUUUACUUCCUGCUGACGAUGAUGAUAACAAUGUACACACUCGCUAAAAGAAAUGAUCCAAAUUAACUUAUUUUAUACUGUCUGCAUUACAUUUGACUUACAAGUCGGCAAUGCAUUUUGAAAUGAGUCCUUAUGUUGUUUAUAUGCUGUGUGUGUGAGUGUGUGUUUGUACAGGGGUGUGUGUGUGUGAGUGUGUGUUUGUGUGUUUUCAUGAAUGUGAGAACUUGUCCAGUCUGUCAGUGGCCUUUAAUGUCCUAAUCAUGUUUGUCACAUACUGUGCUCUGAUUGGUCAGAUCCUCCAGCUAGCCGUCCUUCUCAUCAGAGAAUAUUAAUAUUAUAAUAAUAAUAAUGAUGAUGAUUGUAUUUACUUAUUGACUGCCCUCAAGUCUGAAUGCAAAGAUACUUUUUGCACUGUACUGUAUGGAAAAAAAGAUUUUAAUGUCACACAUUUCAAUGAGCGGUUACUGAAUAAAAGUCUCAUUUUCAGA
Molecule: messenger RNA, 3974 nt
Organism: Centropristis striata (black sea bass)
Lineage: Eukaryota; Metazoa; Chordata; Actinopteri; Perciformes; Serranidae
Gene: sidt2
Product: SID1 transmembrane family, member 2
Exons: 26
Coding region: 612-3176 (854 amino acids)
Cellular component (GO): membrane
Source: RefSeq, a predicted model, not a curated record